AUAGAGUAGAAUCCAGUGAUCCAGUCAUAUCCGAGGCGGCGUGUGGCGAGGUGCGCAGAGACAGAGUGUCGGUCCCGCUUUGCCCGGCUCGUUAUAAGCACAAACGCAGUUUCUAGAGUGGUUCGCUGCUGGAACGACGUUGCAGGAGGCUCCUGUUACCCGGAGUGAAGGAACGCUAUCCAGUUCGAGCCGCCAAGGGGAACCCACCGUGAAGUGCCGCGCACUACCAAAAGCCAACAACAUGGCGACCGCUAUAGACGACAGACAGGAACUCCUCGAGCAAUUUCAAGCGAUUGAUCAAAAUGGAGAUGGUUUCAUUGACUUGGCUGAGCUUAGAACAGCGUUGGCCGUAUGUGGAUUCAAAAUGCCCGGCUACAAAGUUCGCCAAAUGAUUGAAGAGUACGACGACAAGGAGCGACUGGAGCAUAAAGGACGAUUGUCCUUUGAGGAGUUUGAGAAACUAUGCAAAGAGUUGAAAGCCAACGAGCUUGGGUCUACCUUCAAACAAGUUGUAUCUAAGAAAGAGAAUUUGGAAACUCUUGGCGGUAUUUCUGACGCCUCGAGCGAGGGUACCACCCAUUCGGUCAGGCUGGAAGAACAGCUGGCCUUCAGCGAUUGGGUAAAUACAAACUUGGGAUACGAUCCGGACCUGAAACACCUCCUGCCGAUUGAUCCAGAAGGAAAAACUCUCUACGAUAAGGUCAAGGAUGGAAUACUCCUGUGUAAAAUUAUAAACCAUUCCUGCCCGGACACGAUCGACGAAAGGACUAUAAACAAGAAGAAUUUAACCCUCUACACGAAGCAUGAGAACUUGACGCUGGCUCUGUCAUCGGCCCAAGCAAUCGGUUGCAACAUAAUAAACAUCGACGCACACGAUUUGACAAAAGGAUCACCUCACCUGGUCCUCGGACUCUUAUGGCAGAUAAUUAGAAUCGGAUUAUUCAAUCAAAUAACCCUUGAGAACUGUCCGGGUUUGACAACGCUGCUGCAGGACGGAGAGCGGAUUGAGGACCUGCUGAAGUUGUCGCCGGAGGCAAUACUCCUACGAUGGGUGAACCAUCACCUCCAGAAUGCUGGAAUAGCGAGGAGGUGCAACAACUUCCAGUCGGACAUCACCGAUUCGGAGAUCUACUCGCAUCUGAUAAAGCAAAUAGCUCCUGGAGACGCUGAUGUGACUCUCGAGGCGCUGAUGGAACCAAACCACAGUACGAGGGCGGAGAUAAUGCUGCAGCAAGCCGCUAAACUUGGAUGCCGAAGUUUCGUCACGCCGAGCGAUGUCGUCAACGGCAUUUACAAGCUCAACUUGGCCUUCGUUGCCAAUCUGUUCAACAACCAUCCUGGCCUGGACAACCCUGAGACCGUGAUCGAAGGACUGGAGUCACUGGAGGAAACGAGGGAGGAGAAAACUUACAGAAAUUGGAUGAACUCGUUGGGCAUUUCGCCCCACGUGAAUUGGCUCUACUCCGACUUAGCCGACGGUCUUGUGAUAUUCCAACUCUACGACAUUAUCAAGCCAGGCACGGUCAGCUGGAACAAGGUUCACAAGAAGUUCACCAAGCUCAGAAAGUUCAUGGAGAAGUUGGAGAACUGCAACUACGCCGUUGACCUUGGUAAACAGAUGAACUUCUCGCUUGUCGGUAUUGCCGGGCAGGACAUUAACGACGGCAACGCGACUCUGACGCUCGCUUUGAUAUGGCAGCUAAUGAGGUCCUACACUCUAUCGAUCCUUGCCUCGUUGGCUGGGAACCAGGGCAGUCCGAUUGUCGAGAAAUCGAUCGUCCAGUGGGUCAACUCGAAGCUUCAGGCUGCGGGAAAGAGCAGCAGCAUAAAGAGCUUUCAGGACUACAGCAUAUCCGACGCGAAGGUGGUUAUCGACCUGAUCGACACGAUAAAACCGGGAAUCAUAAACUACGAUCUGGUGAAGGAGGGCGGCACCGAGCAGGAGAACCUGGACAACGCGAAAUACGCGAUAUCCAUGGCGCGCAAAAUUGGGGCGAGGGUUUACGCCCUGCCCGAAGACAUCACGGAAGUUAAACCAAAAAUGGUGAUGACAGUUUUCGCCUGCCUUAUGGCCUUGGACUACGUACCAAACAUGGACUCCGUCAAGACGAGCAACGGCGACGUUAUCGUCCAGUAACGAAGCGGAUUUUUUAUAUACAUAUAUAUAUAUAUGUGUAUAUAUAACACCGCGUAUGGUAUCUUGUACACAUCAAACCAUCCACGCAUGGCUUGUUGCUACUAAACGUAAAAAUUGUACAUACGAUAUUAUUAUAUAUUUAGGAUAAUUUAAUUAUCGUUAUCAAGAUGAGAGGCGAACACGCAAAUCGGGUUGCAACAUAUUCUCUAUGGCGUCAGCAUGACAUCGUGUGUUUCGAAAAUCGUAUAAUUGUAUUACAGGAAGGAAAUGAAAAAAACAGUGCAAGAGCAUCUCAUAGCGAAAAAAUGACUCCCAUGAUAUUUUGAUGUGAAACACUUUCACCUAAAGAAAAGUAAGAAUAAGUAUUGCUCUUGUGACAAUUUUUGGGAUAUUUCUUGCUCGCUGCAAUGCUUCGCGAUGUACAGUGUUUCACGUUUUAGUAAUGCUACACUGUGCGGCGACAGCAUCGUGGCACACGUGUUGAACUUUUAUAACGGGUUUCUACACCUGAGGAAAGUCGAGUUUCACUGGACCUUAAUAUAAUUAAUAAUCAUGUUCCUCCAGAAUUCAAUAGUAGGCUAUAUUUAUAUACACAAUUUCCAAUUUUGUACUGCUGCAUAUUACUAAAUCUAUAAUAAUAAUAGAUGAGGGCUGGCAGUUGAAGGAUUUAAAAUAAGGACUUUUACUCUAUUUAUACUGCAGACCAGAAUUCUAAUAAUUGUACAAUCAAUGUCAUUCUGAAACCUGCGCUUAUUGCAUAUUUCCUCUCUGUUUCACUGUCAGUUUAACUGAAAACGAACACUUUAAUAUACACAUAUUGGUUGGUUACCUUGAAAUCAAAUUUCAUUGCUACGUACUUUGAUAUACCAACACGUUUAUACAUAAUAUUAUUAUAAUAUUAAUAUUAAAAAGAAAACAUUUAUCGUAAAAAUGUUAUAACGGUAAUUAAUUAAUUAAUUCACAUGUAAACAUAAAUUUGAUAUCCAUAUAUUUGUAUGGUGAACGUGAAAGUGUCGUGACAAAUUACAAUAUUCAUAUACAUACGUAUAGUUUAUAUAUACAUCGAUUUUUGUCAUUUGAAAACAUCAUUUUUUUUUCUGUUUAAUCUGUGAGGCGUGCGUUGCUGAUGUCUGUACAUUCCGAAAGUCACUUACCAAACACAGUCGCGAACAUUUUUUACCUUAUCUAUUGAGCGGAAAUUCAACAAAGAAUCGAAUCAAUUUUUCAUUUUUCGACAGUAAUUUGUGUAUACAGCUAUUCUGUACUUUAUUUUUUUCCUUUACUUUCUUUGUUUUCCGUACUAUCAUAGGAAAUAUAUUAUAACGUCGGUGGACGUGGAUUCAGAUAAGAAAUAGCCCCCCAGUCGUUGCUUCUGCUAUUGAAACUGAAGUGGCAAAAAACAACAAUGUAUAACCUCUCGAGUACGAUAUGUUUGGAGUUAAGGUUGCACUAUCAAAUUUUUUCAAGGAUUCAGUUCUUCAUUAAUCAACGUACUGUCUGUUAUUCAGCCAGGUUUUUCUAUCGAGAAUGUUUUUUCCUUCGUUCAUCAGAAUCCAGCGAUAUUUCUUUAAACUUACAGGCUCUAACGAUAUUAGAUGCCAAAUACGUCGUAUACAAGCUGUAGACGAAGGCCAUAUUGAAAAAGUGAGAGAUUUCAUGAGUCUUGGGCAUAUUGCAAUUUUUUUUAUUUGAGAAUUAAGUAAUCAGAAGCAAAAUUUUAUUAUAGAUUUGGCUAAAUAUAAAAGAAAAAUACAUUUUAGUCAUUUUUAGUCAAAUAUAAUGAUGUAUGCAUGUAUAACUAUUAUUAUAAUGAGAACGAGAAGAUAAUCCACAAAGUUUUGACUGCGACAGAACUAUUAUUGAUUAUUGAUUAUUACAAUCAUUAUAAAUGAAUACAAAUCAAUUACGAUUACGAUGGAAAAGUAUAAUUUGAUUUCAAUAAGAAUUCAUUAAAAUUAUUAAAUCGAUUAUUUUGAGGAGACUGGAAAUAUACAAUUAGGUAAUCCAGACGUCAAGAUCGCGUGUCCUAAUAUAUUUCCGACUGAAAUAAUUGAACGGCGUCGUAAAUUGUCAUGAGUAAAUUAUUCAGAGAGUGUUUCGGAGCCCUUGCUGGUCUUUUUGUAUGCUGGUAUAAAUAGUAGGUGUAAUUUAAAUGUAAUUUAAAUAAAGAAAAAAUUAUCU
Diprion similis is the source of this 4318-nucleotide messenger RNA. It is a transcript of the gene Fim, whose product is annotated as plastin-2. Gene Ontology annotation, molecular function: actin filament binding; calcium ion binding. Lineage: Eukaryota; Metazoa; Arthropoda; Insecta; Hymenoptera; Diprionidae. Gene Ontology annotation, biological process: actin filament network formation; actin filament bundle assembly. The transcript has 3 exons. The coding region runs from base 242 to 2137 and encodes 631 amino acids. Gene Ontology annotation, cellular component: actin filament bundle; actin filament; cytoplasm. The record is from RefSeq and is a predicted model, not a curated record.